Suillus clintonianus is the source of this 1065-nucleotide messenger RNA. RefSeq lists its product as uncharacterized. The record is from RefSeq and is a predicted model, not a curated record. The transcript is spliced from 8 exons. The coding region runs from base 1 to 1065 and encodes 354 amino acids. NCBI's taxonomy places the organism in Eukaryota, Fungi, Basidiomycota, Agaricomycetes, Boletales, Suillaceae.
AUGAGUAACGACGAGAAUAAUCCCUCUUCCAGCGAUCCUUCGCGCAAGCGUAGUGGUACAGCGCUUCAAUUGGGCCCACGCAAAAAGGCGACUUCUUCAAAUCCCCUCAUCCUACAUGGCCAACAUUUUGGUCGGACAGUGUUUGCUCUGUGCAACUUUCCUGCUCUUCUCACUGGAGGGAUCCUCCGACUCGAAGAAUUGCAGGACUCUCCCAUAGAGGAUUAUCCAGCGGAUGUUCGACGUGAACAUAGGGUGUUCAUGGAUCUAAUCGAUUCCUAUCCUGGUCUUUUAGAUCGUCUGACUAAUGGCGAGGAGGACGACAUUAUUCAUGUAGGAGAAUUGCUGGGCAAAGGAGCGUCUGGUUCGCGAGCCGAUGAUACAAAAACUCUCAAAUCUGCCAUUCUCGAAUGGCUUGUGCCCAGAGGACAGGCAGUCAUACCGCCCCUCUCCCGAAACAUUAAGUCCGACCGCGGGUUUAAUCAUGAGGUCACCGGUGCGAUGCUCUGCCCCGCAGGCCUUGACUGGUCGAAUGCAGUAACCAAGCAGGGUCUCAAGAGUGGUGAAACUGCAGUUCGUGGUGACCAGUGGCCCAUGUUCUUAUAUGCUGGGUAUGACUAUGAUCCCGAAGAUCCAUGGAAGGGUUUACUGAGGAGUGAGAUACUCAUCUUUGGUUUCAAACAUGUCUUUACGUCCCCAAGCUCAGUAGAUAAGGAGCCAAAAGCUACGCGCUCCGGUAAUGCUUACCUUCACGGCAUGAAGUCUGUAACCAAAGGAUCCCUGGCCUAUAUUGCUACACAGAUUCGGUUUGCGUUAAGUUCGUCAUCGGUAUUUUCACGUACCGACAUGGUCACGGAUUCCGAAAAUUUCUAUCACAGCAUUCUCGACCUCUUGGAGGAUCCGGAUGAGAGUGCGGAAGUCAUUGACCUCAUGACGUGGUGGACGCGCCGCAUUUUUCCUAAUUCUUCAUCCUCGCAGCGCAGUAUCAGCAAAAACAGUGCGCUGUCGAGGAUUCGGGAAAAAUGUGCUGCCUUGCAAGAACAAGCUAAUAAUGUUGACACUACUUAA